GAUUUCAUAAAAUUUCAGUUGUAAUAAGUUUAUAAGUAUUGUUUAUAAGUUUUGAAGAUAGAUUAGUUUAUAAUUUUGAUUGUUUUAAAAUGGAUAAAUUUCCACAAAAUAUAAUUGAACAAUAUUUAAAGACUUCAGUGAGAUUAAAAAAGUUCGAAAGAAUCGUAUUCAAACGAUUCGCACCAAACGUUUCAGAAGUUUUAAGCGAAUUUUCAAGCUUAGCCAAAAAAUUUGAAGAUGCUGGAAUUUACCAGUAUGCAGCGAUGUGUCACUUAGGAGUGGCAAAAUGCGAAAACUCAAAUGCUAACACAGUAAAUGAGUGUCAUGCAUAUUUAAGAGCAGCACGUUCAUUCCGUUUAGCGAUGAAUACAUCAGAAAAUCUGUCAUUCCGCACAAGCCAAAAUCAAUACAAUGAAGGAGCAAUUCGCUGCUAUACACAAGCAGUGCAACGUUGUCCAGAUGAUGUACUACGCUGUGCUAUAAUACGUGAAAUGAAACCUGCAUUUGAAGGUACAAGCAGUUUUUCAUCACCUGGGCAUCGUAUAUUUGAACUAGAACUCUCGGCUCAUGAGUGUUUACAAAAGAACGAUUUUAUGGAAGCGUUACAGCAAUUAGAAGAAAUCACAGAUGACAUAUAUGAACGCAAAAAACAAUUACUGUAUGAAGAUUUAUUAAAACGAGUUGAAAUAUUACGUUUACUGCUGAUUAUAGCAUUAAGAUUGCCACCGGCACGUCAGUCACCCUCACAUAUUAAAUUAACAGAGUAUUACUAUCAAUUGGGCAAUUUUGAACUUUUUGAAGAAGAAUCCAACAAUUGUAAUAAUUCCAUACAAGGUGCUUCUUUGUCAUUGGAUAUAAAAUAUGCACUUGGGGAAAUUGUAGUUUUAUCGUUUGAAGAUAAAAGAAGCGAAUUAAAACUAGCCUUGCAACAAUUUAUGUCAGAUUUUAGCUCGUUAAAUGCGGCGCACUGUUUUGUAAUAAACUCCAUAUGUAAUAAAAUUAAUUAAAUUUGUGAUGUAAACAUUUUUUGCUUUGUAAAGAAUUAGUACUAUAUUCAUAGUUUUGAAACCUACAUGCAAAACUGUAAAUAGCAAAUUUAUGUGCAGCUUUAGACACUUAAACGUGAAAAUGUAGAUCGUCAAUAAAGUCAAAAUUGUUUAAUUUAAGUAUCUAUCCUAUAUAUACUUUUAAAAUUAUUUAAA
This is a messenger RNA of Teleopsis dalmanni, 1202 nucleotides long. RefSeq lists its product as uncharacterized. The coding region runs from base 90 to 1007 and encodes 305 amino acids. Gene Ontology annotation, cellular component: early endosome. Gene Ontology annotation, biological process: vesicle cytoskeletal trafficking. The transcript has 3 exons. Gene Ontology annotation, molecular function: protein binding. The record is from RefSeq and is a predicted model, not a curated record. Lineage: Eukaryota; Metazoa; Arthropoda; Insecta; Diptera; Diopsidae.